This is a messenger RNA of Rhizophagus irregularis DAOM 181602=DAOM 197198, 579 nucleotides long. RefSeq lists its product as uncharacterized. The record is from RefSeq and is a predicted model, not a curated record. Lineage: Eukaryota; Fungi; Glomeromycota; Glomeromycetes; Glomerales; Glomeraceae.
AUGGAUAAAAAUCCAGUCAAUCUUCCGGUCCUUCCGCCUGAUGAUAACGUAAAACUUGUUUUCUCUGAUUACGUUGGCUCAUCCUAUAUUUCCGUUCCUGGUCCACUUGGACAUGGAUGGAGUUUGGACGGGCUCGUAGAAAAGGAGGCGAAUAUGAGAGGAAAACGGGCGUUGAGCGAAAUAGAAGAUUCACCGGAUGAGUUAUCACAUCGACCUCUCGCAAAACUCCUGGAAAAACCAAGGGAUUCCCUGACAGAAGAGGACGUGGUUGAGUAUAAUAAUGAAGCCAGAGUUGAAAUCUUUAGCAAAAUGGAGUAUACGGAACAAUAUGAUCGGAACGCGUGGGAGGUGUUAACAAAACAACUGGAAGGGGAGGUAAAGUUGAAACAAAGUAUUAUUCCCACCAAUUUUAUCCCUCAUUCAAACAAAAUCCAAACACGUGAGGAAUUUGAGGAGUAUCACACUAACAAUGAGAAGAUGGCGGCAAGAUUAGCGAAAGAAGAUAAAACGAAAAGAGUGGAGAUAGACAAACCGGAAGGUAGGCUGAAGAAAUUCAGAGUUACAAACAGAAAGGCAUAA